Molecule: messenger RNA, 8921 nt
Organism: Trichosurus vulpecula (common brushtail)
Lineage: Eukaryota; Metazoa; Chordata; Mammalia; Diprotodontia; Phalangeridae
Gene: ZMAT3
Product: zinc finger matrin-type 3
Exons: 6
Coding region: 218-1090 (290 amino acids)
Molecular function (GO): nucleic acid binding; zinc ion binding
Source: RefSeq, a predicted model, not a curated record
GCCCGAGCCCGAGCCGGAGCCGCGAGCCCCGGGCGGCCGGGGAGGGCGCCCAGAGCUCUUCGCCUCACCUGGUCGGGGAUGUGCGGGGCUGUCCGGCUCGGGGCGCACGGAGGUCCCCAGCUCAGCCUCGGUGUCUGAACCGCAGCCGGCCCCCGGCGCCCCAAUCUGAAGACCAGGCUCGCCACUGGCCCCCGGAGUAUGCCCUCUGUCCUGCCCAAUGAUCCUCUUGCAGCACGCCGGACUUCCUCCCCCUGAGCAGCUCUCACCCCCUCUUCCUAUGUCAGUGGCAACCAGGUCAAGAACCACCUUUCUGCUGUCCCCCCAGAGACCUCUGGGGCUGGAGGCCACUUUGCCCCUGGCUAGGGCACAGGAGCUCACUAGGGCUGGGGCCGUGGAGCCGGAUUUUGCACUGGAGGAGCUAUGUAGGCCCUUGUACUGUAAACUCUGUAAUGUCACCUUGAACUCAGCCCAGCAGGCUCAAGCUCAUUAUCAGGGUAAAAAUCAUAGUAAGAAACUCCGGAAUUACUAUGCGGCGAGUAGCUGUCCACCCUCCACCAGAAUGAGCAAUAUAGUGGAGCCUGUACCCCCUCCUGUUGUGCCAGCUCUCCCCCAGGUGGAUGUCUCCAAGCCGGGCAGCAGAGUGAUUAGGGCCACUGAGAACGAUUACUGUAAGCUCUGUGAUGCUUCCUUUAGUUCCCUUGCUGUGGCCCAGGCUCACUACAAGGGGAAGAAUCAUGCCAGGAGGAUGAGACUGGUGGAGGCCCAGAACAACUUGUCCUUGGAUUCAUCAGAGGUGAGUCAACGGAGGACCCGGAAAGAAGGAAAUGAAUAUAAAAUGAUGCAAAAUAGGAGGAAUGCAUAUGCUCUUCAAAAUAAUACAGGGCCUUACUUCAAUCCUCGAUCUCGACAGUGGAUUCCCCGUGACCUUGCCAUGUGUGUCACCCCCAGCGGCCAGUUUUACUGCUCCAUGUGUAACGCUGGGGCUGGUGAAGAGAUGGAAUUUCGGCAGCAUUUAGAAAGUAAACAACACAAGAGCAAGGUGUCUGAGCAGCGGUACAGGAACGAGAUGGAGAAUCUGGGAUACUUAUAGUGGAGCCCACUGCUGAUUGUCAUUUCAGAUAAAGCAGUUUGUCUUGCUUGCUUCUUUUGCCUUCUGUCAACCUGUCCUGCUUUGUGGCCAUUUUUGACAUGAGUACAUGCCUCUGCUUCCAUGUAGAUGUCUAUAAACCUAAUGGUACCUUGAGGCUUUAAAUUCUGAUUUAAAAAGAAUGAGCUUUUUGGGUCAUGAUGGGUUUUCAGGUUAGUGUUGUUUAGCUAAUCUUCAGAAGGCAUGUGGCCUUACGGUAUGAGAAGUAGCUUUGGAAAUUGACUAGGUGCAGGUAAGUGUAGGUUUCAGUUCUUCCAUGCCUUUAUGUGGGCUACCAUCUUGGUGCAGUAUGACUAGGAUGAUUGGUAUAAAUGGCUUCAAAGUCUUUCCUGACACUUUAUUCCUGUUAUAAUGUGAUCUCUUCAUAGAACUGUAAGGGUCUGCCCACUGUGUGAAUUUCAUUGCACUCCAGCACAUCUAAUUCACCCUCCUUGUGACCAGGCUUCAUUUUCAGUUUCUGAUCUCUGCCUGCCUUCCACUUCUCUACCACUACCUUCUGCAUCUUAGAUACAUAUUUUUCAACUUUAAUCAGCUUGUUUUUGUGUAGUUCUCAGCUGUGCUGUGGGUGUUUUUUGAGGUUCAAACAACCCUAAAUAACCUCUGAGCUUUUUUAAAAAAUGGUAAAGUAUAUGAAUGAUUGUUUAAGAAAAUAGGCAAAAUUUUGAUCAGUUUUGAAUCCAAGGAUUGUAUUAUGUUGUGUAAUAAUAUGCACUUAAGUGGGAGUUCCUAGCCAUAAGAUUUGGGCUAUUUCAUGGAUGUUAUAAACAAUUUCAUGUUCACCCUCUAUAUUUGCUAGGCUGGACCUACUCAAUGUUCUAGGGGAUACCCACUAUGUUUUGUUCUGUAAAUAAAGCAGGAUAAAAACUGUCUUUUAAUUUUCACCAUUUCUGCAUUUAAAUGCACAGUAUUUGGCCACCUUUCCUUUUAUACUUUAUCUUCUCUGGAAUGACCACAAUCAUUCUAGAAUAUUGUGCAUGUCUGAUCACUGACUUAGGCAUCUCCCUGCACCUCCUCUUUCCCAUCUGACUGCUCCCCCUGCUUCUGCUUUUCUGUAGGUGCUUGAGUAACUACUGUAGUGCUUUCUAGUGUUGGGUGAAAUUGUUUGCUUCAUAUCUCAGAAAGACCAUACCUUCGUUGCUUUUUUCUAACCUUUUGCUCCUUUUAAAAUAAAAAGGGCCAAGGUAUAAGUUCCCUUAAAAAAAGAUUUCUCUGUAAAGUUUAAUUUAGAUUGUAUCAUUUGUCCGAUUCUCACCUUUUGUUGCUUAUUCAAUUAAACAUGCCCCUCAGCUUUUCUUAUAGUUGUUCUCAUCCUUCUCCAUUUUCCUUCAAGUAGAAUAUGAGAUCAAUUUCAGAGUACUGUAGUUUCUUCAUUUAAUACUUGAACUUGGGGACAAAUUGGAUGAUAGCUUAGGGACCUGCUUUCUACCAAAAAUGGUAGAGGGAUUGAGGGAUAGGUAUUUCUUUCUAGAGACAGAAGGAUGAUCAACUAUGUGACCUUUUUAGAGGUCGCUAUCCUCUUUGUUUUAAGAAAACCAGCAUUAUAGAUCUGCCUCAAAAAAAUGAGAAGUUGAGAGUUAUUUUGGGUCUUUCCCAUUGACCAGUAAGUCCUUUCCUCGCUGCUAAAGGUCUGUCUAUGUAUGUAAUAUUCUUGUGCUGGUGAUUUCUGUUAAUCUGCAAGUUCUAUCUCCUAUUGUAUGCCAGGAUGUUUAGUUUUUGUUUGAGUUCUCCGAAAGGACUUGCCUGGCUUCUUGUUUCAAAACCCUAUGAAGAAAAAUGCUGGAUGCUAAUUUUAUUUUACAAAAGAUGGAUUGCACUCUUCUUAUGCAUUUGCGAAUGAAAUAGAAUUGAGUUUUUGUCUCUAACUUUCCAGCUGCUCCAUGUACUGGAAAUGUACUUAUUCAUUAUUUACUUAUAAUUUUCUUUCUACUUGUUUGACUUUAAAUAAGUAACUUCCCCUCGGGACCUGUUUUUCUCAUCUAUAAAUCAAAGGAUGAGGCUUAAGGAAUGUAGGCUCCCAGUGGAGCUCAAAGAUGUGGUUCACUUGUCCCUCUUCUGCCUUGUUUUUAAAAUUUUUUUUUAAAAGAAGGUUGGAUGAAAGGCAUUAGCUCUUGCUAGCUAUAAUUUCUUCCCAGCUAGUUUCUUUGCACUAAAAAAGAGCCAGCAGUUUGGGCAUGUAACAAUUGCCUGUAACAAUUCAGUCUUACUCUUUCAGACUCCAAUCUUUCUGCCAAGCGCUGCUCAUUGUCAUUCAUACGUGUUCCAUUCCUUGCCCAUUGGAAGAGUCCCAAAGGUAGAUUCCAACUUGGAGUCUGUGCAAUGAAUUACACAUGCAUGAUAAUUUAAAAAGAACGACAAAAAUUACUUGGUAGCAUAUCUUGGAAUUAAUACAAGUCUGCACAAGGUUUGUAAAUUCUCAUGCUUGCGCCCCUCCUUUCUAGGAACUACAUUCUCUCAGAUCAUGUAGCCUCCUGGUGGUACUUUGAGCAAUGGGAUGAGAGAAUUGCUGAGUUUUCGUUCUUUCCUUCUUUUUUUUUUAAUUGAGCCCUGAUUUACUAUAAAAUGAUUUAAGGUUUCAGUCCUGUUGCUCCCCAGAUUCAUAUUAGUAUUUGUGGGGUAUGUGUGUGUGUGUGGUGUGUGAACACAUUCACACAUAUGCUCUGAGUGUGAAAGAUUGUCAGUCUGAAGUCCUGGAAGUGUUUAGUUUGAUGUAUCCUUAAGCUGGAGUCUGUGAAUUUUUAAAAAAAUAUUUUGAUGACUGUUUUCCAAUAUAAUUGGUUUCCUUUGCAAUCCUAUGUAUUUUAUAUUAUGUAUUUGAAAAAUCAUUCUGAGAAGGGGUCCCUAGGUUUCACCAGAUAGCCGAAGGCAUCUACCUAAAAAAAAAGGUUAACGACCCCUGGUUUGGUCAAAGAAAGUCAGUGGAUUUCAAGGGUCUUCUGAAAGAAUGGAAAACCGUUUUGAACAUAGAGAAUUUUUGUUUACAAAGUGGCAUUAGGACGUGAUGUUUUAGCAUCUCAACUUUUGUUCAUUGCUACGGUGCCAGGGCCUACCAGUUGUCAAAUGAACUGGCCCAUUUAAAAGGUUAGAUCAUUGACAUUUUUUAAAUGGAAAGAAAAUCACAGGUGUUAUGUAAUGCGGUCUCCUCUAUCUAAAACAGGAAGUAGCUUAAGAUUGUGUUCUUCUCUUGGAUAUCAUGUGCUUUAUCCAGCAGGCAUAAUGUCCAUAUUUCACGUGUCCAUGUUGCUUUGUUCCUUUGUCCUUCCUGGCUGCAGUGAAUUCUGUGAAGUGCCCAGGGAGCUUUUCUGAAUCCUAUCAUUUACUUAGGAAAAACAUUUUUGUUUGUCUUGGUUUUUCCUUAUAACUUUAGCUGGUAAAGCUGUAUAAGAUUUUUGGAAAGAAAGUGACCACAGUGAAGAAUUAUAGGUGCUGCAGCUCAUUCUUGUACUGGGCAAAUUAAAAGGCUAGAGAUUCCAGGACUCUCUAUUCCAUGGAACCUUCCUGCAGAUCAUUUAGUCAGUCAGUAAGCAUUUAUUAAGUGCUUACUAGCUGCCAGGCACUGUGCUAAACCCUUGGGAUACAAACAAAGGUAAAACCAGUCCCUGCUCCCAAGGAGCUUACAUUCUAGAAAAGGGCCUUCACAUCUGCUUAAACGAGGAUAGAAAGUUGCGUAAAUGGAUCGAUGGUCCUUAAGAGGCUCCUGUUGAGUGGGCAGCCCUACUGUCAGCUUACUUCCUAGAAGGCAGAUGAAAGCAUCCCUCAUAUCUACAUGUGUUCUCCUUAGAGAAUUUGGGAGCCAUUUGUUCCCUCAGAUUUUAACUCUGGACUUCUGAUAUUAACGUUUGAGAGGCCAUAUUGGAGGUACCUUGGCAAAGACACUAUAACUCAAUAUUACUAGUUCCAUUCACAUGAACUGGCUAACUAAUAGUAUUAGUUAUACUGAUUAAUAUAAGAAGUUUAAAGAAAACUUGUAGGUAGAAAUAAAAAAAUGACUAAGCCAUAAGCUUGAAAUUGUUAUUUUAAAAAAUACCCUAAUAUUUCCUCCUGAAGUUCCCAGAUAAUAAAAAUAUUUAUUUAAAAAAAUUAUCGUUGAAAGGCAACAUGGCGUGGUAUAUAGAGUUCUGGCCUUGGUGUCAAAAGAACCUGGAUUCAGGUCUUACUUCUGGUUUUGUGACCUUGAACCAGAGAGUUAGGGCCUUUUUGCCCUAAACAAGUCUUAAGAUUAUAUAUUGUCAGACUGAAUUAAUAGAAUUAGUUUCCAUAGCCAAAGUCCCAUACAAAGAUGGAAUCACAGGCAAGGGGACCCCAACCUCCCCCCCUCCCGCCAAUUGUACUAGCCAUUCAUUUUGAUGUUGAAUUUCUUCACCGGUUCCCAAACAUAUGGCUAAAUGUUUUCUCAAAAAACAGCUAAUGCCCCCCAGAUUGACAAUUUCUCCUCAUUUUGAGGGGUAAGCUCAUUGAGGAGUCCCUUCUCCCACAUAGGACAGGGAUAAAGAUCAAACCUGUGAUUUCACUGGUUUAGAGAGUAGGCAGGUGAGGAAACCCCCUCUGCCAAUGAAGCUGGCCCUUCUCUUAAACUCUUUAGUCUUAAGAGAUUAAGUGACUUGCCUAAGGUCACAGAGAAAUGUAAUAUCAAAGGCAGUACUUUAACCUAGACUGUCCUGGCUUCCAAGCCAGUUCUCCAUCCACUGCUGUGUAUGUGUGUGUGUGCCUUCACCCACAUACCCAUUAGCCUCCCACAAUAGUAGUGCAUUUGAAAACCUGCAGAUAUGCUUGCUUAAAGCCCAGACUACAAGUGCCUUUAGCGAGUGCUCACAAACUCCAAGAGAGAAGAAAUUGGUGAAGUUCGUCCUGGGAUAGUUUGCGUUCUGGUCCAGAGAUCGACAACCUGGAGCUAAGUAGGUUUGUGCAAUCCUUUAUGCCAACAUUAUUAUUGCAUGUAAUCUUAGUGUGACCAAUACUAAAUGGACCUUGACUCCAUAUUGAUCAGAUACCAGACCACCAUAAAAUUGCUCCUGAAAAUUAACCCAGUUUUCCCACAGUGACAACGAUGGCUCCCACCCUCACCCCUCUACUAUGUACAUAUUUUUUUCACUUAUAUUUAAAUGUAAUUUGGGGGUGGGGGAAUUAGCUUUAAUGUUUGCAGUAUUCUUAAUUUCCACAUUCUUUUCAUUAACCUCUGUGUUCCAGAGGGAUCAUGAUUAUACAUCUGCCAAUGAGAUAUGUUGGAAAGGGUAUCCUCUAUUGUCAUGAAUUGAACUUGCUUGUUUUUACAGAGCUGAGGACUUUGUUUCCCUGUUCCAUUUCAUUUUUGGUUCUGAAUUGCCUGCCCACUUUCAGGUAUAAGCCCAUAUUGUGAAUCUAAUUCUACCUUUGAGACAUUAACAUUUGCUUAAAGGCACCAUGUCACCUCAGUGAGAAAGUUAGGUUAAUGGGUCCUGUUUUGGACUGUACUUUUCCAAGCUUCUGCUUUGUAUCUGUGGAAUAUAUGGAGUCAGAUUCCCACUGGAUCAGGAAGCUCCUUGGUUGUGAUCAUUUUAAGAAUGCCAUUUUAAGGUUUCCUCCAGCUCUUUUCAAAAUUAAAAAUAAGAAUUUAUUCCCCGUAUUGUGAGAUUUUAAAAAAUUGGUUUCGGAAAUUAACCUAUGGUUCUGUCAACUCUUGAUGAUUCCGGGUUGAUUAUUUACUCUGAGCUUUGUCCAAGCUGCUUUUCUACCUCCCAUUCGUGACCCUUCUUUAGGGUGCUUGGCUACAUUGAGAGUUUUUUCUGCUUGAGAACAAAAGAGAGUAGACAGAUGAGGUGAAACUGACCCUUUUAGUUGAACAGGUUUCAGCUGCUGGAGUAAAAAAUGUCUGGGAGGUUGGAAGAUUGAAGCCAUUGACUUCAGUGGAGUGUUUGGAUUGACCAAGGACUGUAACUGUCAAAAAUCCUUUGGCAGAGGGUAUGGCAGAUAAUUGAAUGUUGAUUGCACUGUACUCCAAAGUCACAAGCCUUAUUAAUGAUAUAUGGAGCCUUUCUCUAGUCCUGUUCUAGACAUUAAUGAGUUCCAUGGCAUAUCCUCGUAUUUUGUUAUUUAUGCUGCUUGGUGGGCAAAGCCUGACUGAUUUAGCCUGGGGCAUAGUGAGUAAGGGAGAAACACUGAACCAGAAUUAACUCUUCAAAAUUCCUAAUGUGUACUCCUUGCCUCACACAAUAUGAUUAAGUUUCAAAGCCAUUGAACACUGCCACCAGGCCCACAAAAGGAUAAGAAAAUGUGGUUUACUUGUUGGAAUUUUAUUUUUUAUUGUAAAUUUGUUUUUAAAACUUUUUUUUUAGUUCUGAAGGAUUAAUUCAGACUGGCAACAUGUUAUCUUAGAUUCACCAUGAUUCACCCAGAGUCAGCAACAUGUUAUCGUAGAUAACACCCAGAGGUUCACCCAGAGUUGGGAAACCCUGGAUUCAGGUCAACCUCAGAAAUAUAAUUGGCUGUGUGAUCCUAGGCUACACCAAUGAAAUCACAGGUUUGGACCAAAAAAGGUACUUCAAGCCCUGUGUAGGGAAAGAAACCACUGGCCACUACAUUCCCUUCUCCUUUCUCUAAGUGCUAGAAGCCAUAGUGUUGACAGUUGCCUUUUAAAAAACCUUAUUUUGCAUUCCAAAUAAUCCUCUUAAUCCACUCUUUCCUCUUUCUCUGUGUGUGUUAGUGACCCCCUCACUAGUGAAAAUCAAUGUUAUCUCACUGCGUGUAUAUUUAUUCUUUAUAUGAUGUAUUUUUAUAGAAAACAAAAUCACAGAGCCUCAAGUGUCAUGAUGGAUGGUACUAUCUGAGAACAAAUCCCAUCUGGAGCCCAGCUUAUGGUUCUCGACUGUGAAUCUGGAUGGGAAACAUUUAUUCUAGGUUCUCCUAUGGACAGAAAUCCCAUUAUAAAAUGGGAGGUCAUUUGUUGUCUUGUUGCUUUAGAACCACAUGCAAGUCUUCUCUGUUUCUCAGGGUGCCAUUUUGCAGGAAUUAAGUGGUAAUUCUGCGUUUGCUGAUGUUUACCUUUGUGAAAAGAGGGGUACCUCCCAAUGCAUGGUAGCAGUUGGAUUUGUGUAUGCUACAUCUGCUUAGUAAUGCCUUAUCCAGACUAGGUCAGAGUAUGGUAGACAGCAUACCACAUGCUCCUAGUUUUGCUAUGACCUGAAAGCAACGUCAGUGAAUGUAUGCCCUAGAUCCCGAAGCUUUCUUAAUAUUGCUUCUAGUACUAAGCUCUGACUCUAGCACAGAGUUGUUUUUGAGUUGGAGAACAGAAUUCUGGUGAGAUUUUAGGGGGGAUUUUAAAGAACCAUUGAUGUGGUGGCAUUAUUGGGUUCCUUUGUGUUUUCUCUAGUGCUACAUCAAUGGUCUAAGAUCUGAUCUGAAGACUUCGGUCGAAACAACAGGAAGGUAGAUCUUGUCCCCUAAACUUUGCCAUAAAUGUUGCACAGAGACGUAGGGGUGCAAUGCUUAUUCCCCAUUUGAGAAAUCUCUCUUGUGUUUGGGGACUGCACAAAUGACAGGUGUUAGGAUUAAAACCAACCAAAUGUGAAUUGUGAAAUUAACAUUGUUCUUUAAUAUAUUUUCUGGGAUGGGGAGGGGUUGUUUUGUUUCCUUCGAUCACUGCUUAAUAUAUAUAACCUGGAACAUGUUUAAGAUGUAACUGCUUGUUAUUGGCUCCUUUUCACUUAGUGCUCUGGCCUCAUUUCUGUCCUCAUUUUAGUAAAGGCUUGAAGUUAUAACAGGUGUUUUGUGUCACAAUUUAAUAAAACUAAUUUGAGCCUCA